Messenger RNA from Acipenser ruthenus (sterlet), 2312 nucleotides. RefSeq names its product proton-coupled zinc antiporter SLC30A8-like. Gene Ontology annotation, cellular component: plasma membrane. Gene Ontology annotation, molecular function: zinc ion transmembrane transporter activity. Gene Ontology annotation, biological process: insulin secretion; zinc ion transmembrane transport; response to zinc ion. The record is from RefSeq and is a predicted model, not a curated record. The transcript is spliced from 8 exons. Lineage: Eukaryota; Metazoa; Chordata; Actinopteri; Acipenseriformes; Acipenseridae. The coding region runs from base 283 to 1437 and encodes 384 amino acids.
AUAAUAAUAAUAAUAAUAAUAAUAAUAAUAAUAAUAAUAAAAACCCACAUUUUAUAUACAAAACAUUUUUUUGUGCAAGAAGGGCAGAUAGAAUUAACAGUUGGCAUAGCAGCCAAUGUAUUUAAAAUGCAUCGUUUUAAAAUUUAAUAUUUAAAAUUGAAAUACUAUUUUGUGACUUAAGCCUUAUAAUCUAUAAGUCUAAUUGAAAAAGGGUAGUAUACAUUGCUACGUACGGCUGGAUAAUAUUUAGAAAUCAAUCACUUUUUCCAGAAACUCUUCAACAUGUUCAAAAGGGACCCUGAAAGAUCUAAGUUAGUGCAUGACAAACAAGCCAAUAUGUACUCCGUCACUCUCGGAAGCAUGUCCAUUGAAGACCUUGAAAAAGCUCCCUGUGACAAGGAUGGCAUUCUCAAUAACCACUGUCAUGAUAAGAACAGAGCUUCAGAAGACCGAAAAAUAGAGCAAAAACUAGCAAAGCAGAGGCUUUGGAUAGUUUCCGCCGUUUGUAUGGUUUUUAUGAUUGGUGAGAUAGUUGGUGGAUACAUUGCAGGAAGUCUGGCCGUGAUGACUGAUGCAGCCCAUCUUCUGGUGGACUUUGCCAGUUUCAUGAUCAGUUUGUGUUCAUUGUGGCUGUCCUCCAGGCCUGCCACAAAGAGAUUGAACUAUGGGUGGCACAGAGCCGAAAUCCUUGGUGCCUUGCUAUCAAUUUUUACAAUCUGGCUUGUGACAGGGGUACUGGUGUACCUGGCAUGUGAAAGACUGAUAAGUAAUAAUUACACCAUAGAUGGGACAGUAAUGCUUAUCACCUCAGGCUGUGCUGUAUUAGCAAACAUUAUAAUGGGAUUAACACUUCAUCAGACUGGCCAUGGUCACAGCCAUGUAGGGGGAAGCAGCCAUGGACAUGGGCACAGCCAUGGCAAAAGAAGUAUGGAAGAAUCGGGUCACCUCCCCCAGGAUAACGCUAGUGUGAGAGCAGCUUUUAUUCAUGUGUUGGGCGACCUUUUACAGAGCUUCAGUGUGCUCAUCAGUGCAAUCAUCAUUUUCUUCAAGCCAGAAUACAAAAUAGCAGAUCCUAUUUGCACAUUUCUAUUCUCCCUCUUUGUGCUGGUGACAACUUUUACAAUUCUUCGGGAUAUCUUACUGGUUUUAAUGGAAGGAGCCCCAAUAGGGAUUAAGUAUAAUGCAGUAAGAGACAGGAUUCUCAUGGUGAAAGGAGUGAAAGCAAUUCACAACAUGUAUAUCUGGGCACUUACAAUGAAUCAGGUUGUUCUCUCAGCUCAUGUUGUUCUGGAUGACACAGUGAAUCCUCAGCCAGCACUGAAAGAAGUCACCGAAGCCUGUUUCGACAAUUUCGGCUUUCAUUCUGUGACCAUUCAAGUGGAGCAACAAUUAGACCAGAACCCAGAUUGUGUCUAUUGUCAAGACCCCAAAGACUAAACCUGCUCAUAUUUGUUAUUGUUUGGUAUGCACGUGAAAUGGAACUUACAUUUCAUGUUGUCUUUUACAAAAAGAGUCUCAAAUAAUGUACACUACCUGUAGCAGCCAAUAAUGUAAUAACUACCGUUAAUGUAAUAACUGCCAAUAAUGUAAUAAAUUUUCCAUUCUUAAUGUAAUAAAAGUUGAUAAUGUAAUAACUUACCAAUAAUGUAAUAAAAUUUCUGAACCAAUAACGUAAUAACUUUUUGCCCAUAAUGUAAUAAGUUCUUACAUUAUUGGCUGGCUAUUACAUUAUUGGCUGGGUUAAUAAAAAAAUAAUUACAAUUGUAAUAAUUGGAGCCGAUAAUGUAAUAAUAUACUUAUAUCACUGUGUGUUUAAGUUUUAUUUAUUAAGUGUCAGACUUCCAUAACACUUACCCUUACUGUUGCUUCUUUCAAAUAGCUGCUCAAAAACCUGACCAAUCCUGACCCCUGAAUCUUAGUCCUAACUCUGAGAAAACACACACAUCUCUCUCUCUCUCUCUCUCUCUCUCUCUCUCUCUCUCAGAAUUAAGACUAUUUAUUUGUUUGUAGACUUAUCUCCAGCCCUGCCUUCUACUCCUUAGCCAUUUGAGUACCAAAUGAAGUGGGAGCACACAUGUUUGCAAACACAGACAAUUACUCUUAUGUUGUAUAAUAUGAAAUCUAUGCCUCUUUGAAUAUGCUGUGUUCUCAAAUAAAAAAUACCACCAUUUCUUUCCAUGAAAAAUAUAAUCUUUAAUCAAGUGUAUUUAAAUAACUUAUUGAACCAAACUGGCACUAUUAUCCCUUGUGCUCAACUUUCAACCUCUUAAUGCAAAAUUCUAAACUAUAAAAUAUAGCAUAACAUGACCUAC